AUGAGAUUUGGUCCCCGUCUUCUCUACCUCUUUCCUCUCUUCAGCAUCGGAGUAUCAGUGAUCCUGGACCAAAGGUCAGGGUCAGACUUCGCUGAAGAAGAUCCCAGAACCUUUAGUGAAGCUUUUGGCACCUGCUUGUCGAAAAAGUCCUAUGGGACCAUCGAGUGUGCAAAUCGAGGAGCUCUCAGUGUCCUGCAGACGAUGAACGAGAAGGCUGAGCUGGAUUUCGGGGAGAUUAGGUUGUCCAGGUCUUCAGGGCAGGCCAGGGAUCUUCUAGACUUCGAUUAUGAUCCCAAGGACUUUGGAAAUGUCGUCAAAGCCGCCGCAAGGUUAAUGGAAGGACGGAGCUUGAAGUGGGACCUUGAUGGGAUUUAUCCAGGCUUGAAGAUGCAAGUUGGACCAACGCUUGACAGAAAUGGAGUGCUGGAAUUUGUCGUCAAUGACAGGGGUCCUGCUUUUGCUGAUCGUGGAGCUGGAAACGGUCGUUUGCUGACGAGGAACCUGAUCCUGCCACUUCUUCUGGGCGUGAAAUUCAGCCUGGCGUCCUUGGUGCCCUUGAUUUUCGGCCUGCUCCUGGUGGUCUCCAAGAAAGCGUUGAUCCUGGCGAAGGUCGCCAUUUUGUUGAGCGGUUUCCUCGGCUGGAGCUCGUUUUUCACGGGCUCGCAAGAUCAGCACCAGCCGCAGACUUUCCCAGGACAUCCUGGGUAUCCAGGAUUCGGAUUCGGGUCCAAUAUUCCCGAGACUUCGUAUGCAGAUCAUGGAUUUAAUUAUCGACCCUUCAGGGAGGUUCAACCUUCCGACUUCGCGCCGUACGAUCAGCACGUGAUAAGGGACGUCGUCAACGUUUAUGGCGCGGAUCACGAGGAUUCCAGAAAUGCAGAAAGAGGGAAGAACUUCGCAUGGCAGAGUGCCGAUCCCUCCGAAAGAGCCUCCAAGAUGUUGGGCGACUUCGGGAAGCUGCUGGUCCUGGGUCAGCUGGUCUGUCUUUUGGGACCAGCUCUCGGUCGCAUGGACUACAUCAAGAUUUUCGAGAGGUGCACCGAGGAAAAGAACACGUUCGAUUGUCUGAAACAGCGGGCCGUGGAUGUGCUGGAUUCUGCCAUCAAGGACGACUCCGUGUACGUGAUAAACGACUUCGUGGCCAUCGGUCGAGACCCUAAUUCGCUGCUGAAGCCCCUUGCCGAGGAUCCCGACAACGCCACCGGAAGAAGCAUCGACGAGGAGCUGGACCGGAAGUUCCACGAGUACCUGGCCUCCAGGAGCAUCCGCUUGACGAUCCCUGGAGAUACCUUCGAAGGCCGCAAGAAGAAGGACAAGGGCAUGGGCGGCGCGCUGAUGAUGGGCGGCCUCGCGCUGGCGGGCAUGAUGGCGCAGCUUGCCUUUGGCAAAAUCGCGCUUCUGGCCGGCACGGCGCUGGUGACGGCGAAAAUAGCGUUGGUGAUCAGCGCCAUUAUCGGACUGAAGAAGCUUGUGCACGGUGGUGGAGGUGGUCACGAGGUUAUCUACGCCACUGCAUCGGAGCAUCAUGGCGGAGGUUAUGGAGGAGGAGGAGGAGGCUGGCAGAGGUCAUUAGACGCCGUUCCGACGACCUGA
This is a messenger RNA of Orussus abietinus, 1593 nucleotides long. RefSeq lists its product as uncharacterized. The transcript is spliced from 5 exons. Lineage: Eukaryota; Metazoa; Arthropoda; Insecta; Hymenoptera; Orussidae. The record is from RefSeq and is a predicted model, not a curated record. Bases 1 to 1593 code for a protein of 530 amino acids.